AUGUUAAGACUCUCCAGCUCUUUCAACAAGAACAUCCUCGCUCGCCAAUUUUCCAAAGCUAUUGGUAUCGAUCUAGGAACUACCAACUCCUGCGUCGCAGUUCUAGAAGGUGGCCAGCCUAAAGUCCUUGAAAACUCUGAAGGUAUGAGGACAACCCCAUCAGUUGUCAGCUUUUCCGCAGAAGGAGAAAGACUUGUUGGUAUUGCAGCCAAGCGUCAAGCUGUCACAAACCCUGAAAAUACUUUUUACGCUACAAAAAGACUUAUCGGCCGUCGCUUUGAUGAUCCUACCAUCCAAAGAGAUCUAAAAUCUCUCGGCUAUAAGCUCAUAAAAGCUCCUAACGGCGACGCUUGGGUUGAAGCCCACGGCAAAAAAUACAGCCCAAGCCAAAUUGGUGCCUUUGUUCUUAUGAAAAUGAAAGAGACUGCUGAAUCCUAUCUUGGUGGCCAAGUUAAAAAAGCUGUGAUCACAGUCCCAGCUUACUUUAACGACUCCCAAAGACAAGCAACCAAAGAUGCUGGCCAAAUUUCAGGCCUUGAAGUAGAAAGAAUCAUCAAUGAGCCGACCGCCGCUGCUUUGUCAUAUGGUCUUGACAAAAACGAUGGCAAAGUUCUUGCAGUCUUCGACUUAGGAGGAGGCACUUUUGAUAUUUCAAUUCUUGAAAUCUCACAAGGAGUUUUCGAAGUCAAAGCUACCAAUGGUGAUACCGCUCUUGGUGGUGAAGAUUUCGAUAAUGUUUUACAAAACUAUAUUUUAGAAGAAUUUAAGAAAGAAACUAAAAUUGACUUGAAAUUUGACAGGACUGCACUACAAAGAGUCAGAGAAGCUGCAGAAAAAGCAAAAAUCGAGCUGUCCUCAAGCACACAAACUGAGAUUAAUCAGCCUUAUAUUACUGCUGAUAAAACUGGGCCAAAACAUUUGAAUAUGAAGCUUACAAGGGCUAAGUAUGAACAACUCACUGCAAGCUUAAUUGAUAGAACCAAAAAGCCAUGUGAGGUCUGCUUAAAAGAUGCUGGGCUCAACAAGUCUCAGCUCCAAGAAAUCUUGUUGGUCGGAGGUAUGACUAGAAUGCCAAGAGUCCAAGAAUUCGUAAAAGAGUACUAUGGAAAGCCAGGCAACAAAAGUGUCAACCCUGACGAAGCAGUCGCUAUGGGUGCUGCAAUCCAAGCAGGAGUUCUCCAAGGAGAAAUGGGAGGCAUUGUCCUUCUUGAUGUCACUCCUCUAUCCCUUGGUAUUGAAACUCUUGGAGGUGUUUUCACAAGAAUUAUCAACAGAAACACCACAAUCCCUACAAGAAAGUCACAAGUCUUUUCAACAGCUGCAGACAGCCAAACUACAGUCACAAUUAAAGUCCUUCAAGGUGAAAGAGAAAUGGCUAACGACAACAAGCUGCUAGGAAACUUCGAUUUGACUGGAAUUCCACCAGCACCUAGAGGAAUGCCACAAAUUGAAGUCACUUUUGAUAUUGACGCAAAUGGGCUUGUCCACGUUAAUGCUAAAGAUAAAGCUACUGGAAAGGACCAGAGCAUCACUGUCCAGUCUUCUGGAGGUCUAAGCAAGGCUGAUAUUGAAAAGAUGGUUAAAGAUGCUGAAAGAUUGAGAGCUGAAGAUGAAAAGAGAAGAAAUGCAAUUGAUACUAAGAAUGAAGCUGAUAAUACCAUUUAUAAUAUUGAAAAGACCAUCCAUGAGCAUAAGGAUAAAGUACCAGAAAACGUGAGCAAUGAUAUUGCACAAGCUAUCAGUGAGUUGAAAGAAAAAAUGAACGCAGAUGAUGUCGAUGGGAUGAGAGCUGGAAUUGAUAAAAUUAAGAACUUGUCAUUAGAAAUAGGAAAGAGCAUUUAUCAAGGACAACAGAACCAAGGACAACAGCAAGAACAACAGCAAGAACAAAACACACAGCAAAACAAUGAAGAUGAUGCUAAUAAGGAUAAGAAAGAAUAA
Messenger RNA from Blepharisma stoltei, 1941 nucleotides. The record is from the annotation of a GenBank genome assembly. NCBI's taxonomy places the organism in Eukaryota, Ciliophora, Heterotrichea, Heterotrichida, Blepharismidae.